Messenger RNA from Phaeoacremonium minimum UCRPA7, 1338 nucleotides. RefSeq lists its product as hypothetical. Gene Ontology annotation, biological process: regulation of translational fidelity; 'de novo' cotranslational protein folding. Gene Ontology annotation, molecular function: ribosome binding; Hsp70 protein binding. Gene Ontology annotation, cellular component: cytosol. Lineage: Eukaryota; Fungi; Ascomycota; Sordariomycetes; Togniniales; Togniniaceae. The transcript has 2 exons. The coding region runs from base 1 to 1338 and encodes 445 amino acids. The record is from RefSeq and is a predicted model, not a curated record.
AUGGCAACCGCAACUCUUGUCGCUCAGCCACUGCCGGCCUUGCCUUCUGGCUGGUCGGCAGACAAGGACUUCAAGGCCAUCGGCAAGGUCACCGCUGCCACCCAGAGGAGCCUGGAACCGAUAGGCCCUCACUUCCUCGCCCAUGCCCGCCGAGCCAGACAUAAGCGAACAUUCUCUGAGGAUGAUCGGAUUCAGGCACAGGAAAGCGCCAAGAAGGUUGAGGAUGAGGACGAUGGCGAGAUCAGCGAGCCGGAGGACCCAAUGAUGUUGCAGCGUGAGGCCAAGGACUGGAAGGAGCAAGAUCACUACCAGGUUCUGGGUCUGUCGAGAUAUCGAUACAAGGCCACUGAGGACCAGAUCAAGCGUGCUCACAGAAAGAAGGUCCUGAAGCAUCAUCCCGACAAGAAGGCUGCCACUGGCCGCGCCGAGGACGACAAUUUCUUCAAGUGCAUCCAGAAGGCUACCGAGGUCCUGCUCGACCCCGUCAAGCGCCGCCAGUACGACUCCGUCGACGAGGCAGCUGACGUCGAGCCGCCGACCAAGAAGCAGCUGGCCAAGGGCAACUACUACAAGCUCUGGGGCAACGUCUUCAAGGCCGAGGCCCGCUUCAGCAAGACGCACCCGGUGCCGUUGUUCGGCGAUGACAAGUCGACAAAGGAGGACGUCGAGAACUUCUACAACUUCUGGUACAACUUUGACAGCUGGCGCUCUUUCGAGUACCUCGACGAGGACGUGCCGGACGACAACGAGAACCGUGACCAGAAGCGCCACAUGGAGCGCAAGAACGCCAACGCUCGCAAGAAGAAGAAGGCCGAGGACAACGCCCGCCUCCGCAAGCUGCUCGACGACUGCUCCGCCGGCGACGAGCGCAUCAAGCGCUUCCGCCAGGAGGCCAACGCCGCCAAGAACAAGAAGCGGCUCGACAAGGAGGCGGCCGAGAAGAAGGCCAUCGAGGACUCCCGUCUGAAGAAGGAGGCCGAGGAGAAGGCGGCCAAGGAGGCCGAGGAGGCUGCCAAGGCCGACCGCGAGGCCAACAAGAAGGCAAAGGAGGCUGCCAAGAACGCCGUCAAGAAGAACAAGCGCGUGCUCAAGGGCUCGGUCAAGGACGCCAACUACUUUGCCUCGGGCGAUGCCUCAGCCGCUACUAUUGAUGCGGUCUUGGGCGACGUCGAGCUGGUCCAGGGCAAGAUUGACCCCGAUGAGAUUGCUGCUCUGGCUGGCAAGCUCAACGGCUUGAAGGUGGCAGACGAGAUCAAGAAUGUCUGGUCGGAGGAGGUCAAGCGCCUCGUUUCUGCUGGCAAGCUGAAGGAGGGAGACGCCAAGUCCCUUACAGCAUAG